This is a messenger RNA of Tarenaya hassleriana, 1439 nucleotides long. Its product is annotated as basic 7S globulin. The coding region runs from base 121 to 1269 and encodes 382 amino acids. NCBI's taxonomy places the organism in Eukaryota, Viridiplantae, Streptophyta, Magnoliopsida, Brassicales, Cleomaceae. Gene Ontology annotation, biological process: proteolysis. Gene Ontology annotation, molecular function: aspartic-type endopeptidase activity. The record is from RefSeq and is a predicted model, not a curated record. The transcript has a single exon.
UUUACGACCCUCCGAUUCCACCCUUCCAACCACACGGCGUCGGCCCAUCGCGUCGAUAUAUGUCGCAAACCUAAUCCUCUCAUCACUUAGGUCCGCUUCCUCACUCACACUCCCUCUUCAAUGGCUUCUUCUUCUUCUCUCGCUCUCGUCCUAUUCUACUUCUCCGCCCUUUCUCUCUCCCACCCCUUAAACGCCGUCGUUUUCCCCGUCUCCAGAGAUCUACCCACCGGUCAAUACGUCGCCCAGAUUCGUCUCGGUGAAUCGCCGGAGCCCGUCAAACUCGUCGUCGAUCUCUCCGGAACCAUCCUCUGGUUCGAUUGCUCCUCGUCAUCUUCCUCGUCUCGGAAUCUCACCUCCGGGAACUCCAGCGAUUGCGCGAGGGCGAGGGCUGGGGCCCACCGUGUCUCAUCGUCGCGCGGGGACGACUCCGUUUGCCAAUUGCUGAUCCGUAACGGCGUCAUGGGGUUCUCGGCGAGGGGAGAGCUCGCCGGUGACUUCCUGGCUGUUGGAUCUGAUUCCUCUGCUACGUCGCCUGGAGCCGUAGAUUUGCUAUUCGCUUGUGCUCCUCGCUGGCUGUUACGUGGGCUCGCUGGUGAGGCCCAUGGAGUAUUGGGCCUGGGUAGGGCCCAAAUAUCUCUCCCUUCUCAGCUUGUCUCCGAGACUAUUGAACGACGCCGUUUCACAGUUUACCUGUUGCCGACCAACGGCGUCGUCUCGACUUCCUCCGCCGAGGUCGUAUUCGGUGCGGAGGUGUCUAGAUUGCUCGUGUACACCCCUCUAUUCACCGAUCCGAGUGGCAAUUACGUAAUUAACGUGAAAUCCAUCCGGGUCAACGGCGUUAAGAUCUCCGUCAACGCUCCGUUAUCGGCGGAGCUGAGCACCGUGAUUCCGUACACAGUAGUCGAGAGCUCAAUCUACAUGAUGAUAGCUGAAUCCCUCGCCGAGGCCGCGACCGCGACAGCGACCGCAGUGGCGCCGUUCGGCCUCUGCUUCGCCGACACGACGCCGAUCCCGGCGGUGGAAUUCGCGUUGCAGAGCGAGAUGGUGAGGUGGAGGAUCCAUGGGAGGAAUCUGAUGGUGGAUGUCGGAGGCGGAAUCCGGUGCCUGGGAAUCAUCGACGGCGGGUCGGGUCGAGUCAACCCGAUCGUGAUGGGUGGGCUUCAAUUAGAAGGCUUUGUUUUGGAUUUCGAUCUGGGUAAUUCUGUGUUGGGAUUCGGACAGAGACGAACUGGUUCUGUUUCUAAUUCGUUGCCACUCGAAGCUCUGUGAUGUGGAAACUAACUGUGACUGACUUUACGCCAUUUUUGCUCUUGUUUGUAACACAUCUUAAUGUAAAGCUCGAAUCUUUUUGUGGAGCAUUUGGACUCAAGACUUGAUUUUGAGUGUUUGUAAGUUCGUAACCAUUCAACAGCAAAUUUCAUUAGCCUUUCUUUGGAUUA